UUCAGCCUAUAAAACUCACGCCAGAGGGGCAUAUCUGGGCUCGCAGGACUAGGCUACACGUCCAACAAGUAGGUCAGCUUCCCCAUUCUCUGACAUUUCUUUAACAGGGAAAAGGCUAAGCACGGCAUCUGGUAGCCGCAUACGUGUUUAGUUACAGCUGCCAUGAUGUUGAAGGUGAAGCUGGCUGUGCUGACUGCGGUGGUGACAGCGUACAUAUGGAGAGACACGUUUGACCCUGAGAGUGUGCGGGGGGCCAGAGUGUUGGUGACUGGCGCCAGUAUGGGCAUUGGUGAGCAAAUGGCGUACCACUACGCCCGCUUGGGUGCCCAGCUCAUCAUCACUGCCAGGAGAGAGAGUGCCUUACAGAAAGUGGUGGAGCGCUGUGUGGAGCUUGGGGCCCAGAAGGCGCUGUACGUGGUGGGAGACAUGUCGGACCCCGCAGACCCCGAGAGAGUCCUCAGACAGGCCGUGGACCUGCUGGGAGGCCUAGACUACCUGGUGCUGAACCACAUUGGGAACAGCCCCUAUGGGCUGUGGGACAGGGAUGUGGAGUACAUCAGGACGCUCAUGCAGAUAAACUAUGUGAGCUACGUGCAGAUGGCUGCCACUGCUCUACCUACACUGGAGCAGAGUGGAGGGGCUGUUGUGGUGGUGUCCUCUCUCCUGGGUAAGAUGACCACGCCAUUUGCAGCAGCCUACGCCUCCACCAAGUUUGCCCUGCAUGGCUUCUUCGGAACGUUGCAGCAUGAGCUGGCCAUGCAGGGCAGCAACGUGUCCAUCACCAUCAGUGUCCUGGGCCUCAUCGACACGCCCACCGCCUUGGACAAGAUAAGGGGUUAUACCAAUGUCACUCCUUACCCGGCGAGUGACGCGGCGCUGCACAUCAUCAAGGCCGGAGCCACGCGUCAGAAGGAGUCUCAUUUCCCAUGGUUCCACUGGUUCACCUGCUUCUUCCGCGACUGGUUCCCCUACUUCAGGGACAUCUGCAUCCAGAGCUCCUUCACCAUCCCCACCCACUGACACAGACCACAUCUCAAAACGUUUCAAACACGGACCACAUCUCAAAACGUUUCAAACACGGACCACAUCUCAAAACGUUUCAAACAUGGACCACAUCUCAGAACUUUCCCAGGACUUCUCAAAUGACCCUUAAAUUCAACUCAGUGACCUUUCAGAUCUUAUACACUGCCGUUCAAAAGUUUGGGGUCAGUUAGAAAUGUCCAUUCCACUACAUUAUAGACAGUAUACCAGCUGAGAUCAGUUGUAUUGUUUUUUUAAUCAGGGCAGCAGUUUUCAGAUUACAUUGUGCUUACACGUGCUUACAUAAUUGCAAAAGGGUUCUCCAAUGUCUUCUCAGUUAGCCUUUUAAAAUGAUAUCAGAUUAGUAAACAGAAUGUGUCUGAAACAUUGGAUGAAUGGUUGCUGAUAAUGGGCAUCUAUAUACUUAUGUAGAUAUUGCAUUAAAGAUCAGCCAUUUCUUUCUACAACAGUCAUUUACAACAUUAAUGAUGAAAACAAGGACAUUUAUAAGUGACCCCAAACUUUUGAACAGUACUAUAAGUGUACAUGUUUAUGUAGGCUGCUUUACUGCAGAGGUGGACCAUUUAACAGACUAGGCUAAUUGCUUGACACACACACACACACACACACACACACACACACACACACACACACCUUUCAGUGUAGAAAUCCACAGAAUGAAACAUUUAGCCAUGGAUGAGCAGAAUUACUUUCAAUAUAACAACAACCAUCAUCCCUAGAAGGCUCUGAAGGGGGCGGUUCCUGAAAUAAGAAGUGUUUUUACCGCUGUGAGUUAAUGUGCAGCCAUUGCACUGCGGCAGCAGCAGGAACUCUUUUCCCUCAGUCUGCUCAACCUAGAGAGGUUAAGACAGGUCACAUGUCACACAGGUCACAGGGCUGUCACAUUUUUCCUGGACCAACUGGAACACGGGUCAAGUUCCAGAGUGUUUAUCAUUUGGUGUCAUGCUAUGUACACUCAGACCUCAAGAUUUUGCUUUACACAUUUUAAAACAUUGUAUAUUAAUUGUGUAUUGUCAAUAGGUGCUGUUUUAAUAAAACCCAGUGUUUUACCGACA
Molecule: messenger RNA, 2096 nt
Organism: Alosa sapidissima (American shad)
Lineage: Eukaryota; Metazoa; Chordata; Actinopteri; Clupeiformes; Clupeidae
Gene: hsd11b1lb
Product: hydroxysteroid (11-beta) dehydrogenase 1-like b
Exons: 7
Coding region: 163-1020 (285 amino acids)
Cellular component (GO): intracellular membrane-bounded organelle
Molecular function (GO): oxidoreductase activity
Source: RefSeq, a predicted model, not a curated record